AUGCAAUUAUGUUUGUUUUCCAUUCCUUUGAUCUUUUCCGCUUCAUCUUCCCUUGGAACACAUUUAUACAUUUCUUGGGCUUUGACUUUGACCACUGUCAAAGUUCCUUUGACAAGGUUGGAUGUUUUCUACGUGCUUAUCUCCAUCCUUUGCGUACUUUUUGUUUCCCCAUGGCACAUUGACAAGACUUUCUACCUUCGAUAUUCCCUGAUUGCCCUGGCCUUCAUUCGGAUGCCCACAGUACUCUUGGCCUCUCGAAUCUCCGUGGUCGUCGCUUGCAACGUGCUGGCUUUGCUGAACAUCAGUUUGCGGGUGAGUUUUGAAGACCUGAAUGCCCCUGAACUUCGAAUGUCUGCAGCAAUUGCACUUGGAGUUGAGGUGAUGAGCUUUUUCGGUGUGAUUUCCUUCGGAAUCUUCAUGAAUUCCUUGGUUCGACAAAGAGUGGAAAGUCAAUUGGCCUUAGACAACAUGGCAGAGCAGCUCUCAGCCGCCUCUUCCUUGUUGCGCUUGACCUGCGAUGCUGUCAUCGAGCUGGAUGGGAAGCAGCGAUUGACACGACACUCACCUGAGUUGGCCACGAUGCUUCUCAUAGAUCGUCCUGGUGCGACUUUGGAGGGCCGGAGCUUGAUGGAGUUCAUGCCCCCAGAGGAGACUGCUCGAGGGCGAGACUUUUUGACCAAGCUGAUCCCAUCAGAGAGUGAUGAUCCUUGCGAGCCCUGUAUCACAGCACAUGCCUUCCAUACUCGCUUGGUGGACAGCGCUGCGAGCAAGAUGCAGGUGGAGGUGUUUCAGGUGAGAUUUGACACAGAUGAUGGCACAAUACACAGCUUGGUGGGCUUGAGGGACUUCACUGAUGUCACAUCUUUGUCUGGUGGGAAUGAACAUGCACAGCAGGACAUGCUCCAGGCGACAUCCUUUCGGCACACGGAGUUGUCCAUCCGAAGCUCCGGUUCAGAGCUCAGCCCAAUGAGGAGCACGCGCAGUUCACAAGACUCCAUGAUGACUGCGGAAGAUGAGGCACAUGGAUGCCUGAAAGAGAGAACGCCGAGCGGGGGACACUUGUUCGCAGGCAUGGUGCUCCAUGCGGCCUCUUCUGCUUUGUCCUCCUGGGUGGGCAAGUCGGUGACAGAGGUCUUCCCAUCGCCUCACACUGUCCUCCUUUUGGAACGCAACUUGGAAUAG
Messenger RNA from Durusdinium trenchii, 1182 nucleotides. The record is from the annotation of a GenBank genome assembly. NCBI's taxonomy places the organism in Eukaryota, Dinophyceae, Suessiales, Symbiodiniaceae.